UUUCCGGUUUCGGGGUGGUGGGAGGGGUGCGGAGCGGGACUUGGAGCCGCCGCUGCUUUGCCCGCCGCGUACAGAUCCUGCCUCGCGCUUGGUGCUGCUGGGAUGAUGCGGUCGGGUCCCGAAGGCUGCUGCCGUCGCCCGGUGCGGGCGAACGGCUGCGUGGCGAACGGGGAGGUGCGGAACGGGUACGUGAGGAGCAGCGCCGCUGCCGCCGCAGCCGCUGCCGGCCAGAUACAUCAUGUUACACAAAAUGGAGGACUGUAUAAAAGACCAUUUAACGAAGCUUUUGAAGAAACACCAAUGCUGGUCGCUGUGCUUACUUAUGUCGGGUAUGGUGUACUCACUCUCUUUGGAUAUCUUCGAGAUUUCUUGAGGCAUUGGAGAAUUGAAAAGUGUCACCAUGCAACGGAAAGAGAAGAACAACAGGACUUUGUGUCAUUGUAUCAGGAUUUUGAAAACUUCUAUACAAGGAACCUCUAUAUGAGGAUUCGAGACAACUGGAAUCGACCCAUCUGCAGUGUGCCUGGAGCCAGGGUGGACAUCAUGGAGAGACAGUCUCACGACUACAACUGGUCAUUCAAGUACACCGGGAAUAUAAUUAAAGAUGUUAUAAACAUGGGUUCCUACAAUUAUCUUGGAUUUGCACGAAAUACUGGAGCAUGUCAAGAGGCAGCUGCCAAAGUCCUGGAGGAGUAUGGUGUUGGAGUGUGCAGCACUCGGCAGGAAAUUGGAAACCUGGACAAGCAUGAAGAACUAGAGAAGCUUGUGGCAAGUUUCUUGGGAGUAGAAGCUGCUAUGGCAUAUGGCAUGGGGUUUGCAACAAAUUCAAUGAACAUUCCUGCUCUUGUUAGCAAAGGUUGCCUAAUUCUGAGUGAUGAACUAAACCAUGCGUCACUGGUUCUGGGAGCCAGACUCUCAGGAGCAACCAUUCGAAUCUUCAAACACAACAAUAUGCAAAGCCUAGAGAAGCUGUUGAAGGAUGCCAUUGUUUAUGGUCAGCCUCGGACACGAAGGCCCUGGAAGAAAAUUCUAAUCCUUGUGGAGGGAAUAUAUAGCAUGGAGGGAUCUAUUGUUCGCCUUCCUGAAGUGAUUGCCCUUAAGAAGAAAUACAAGGCAUACUUGUAUCUAGAUGAAGCUCACAGCAUUGGGGCUCUGGGCCCCACAGGUCGAGGUGUGGUGGACUACUUCGGCCUGGAUCCUGAGGACGUGGACAUUAUGAUGGGAACAUUUACAAAGAGCUUUGGUGCUUCUGGAGGAUACAUUGGAGGCAAGAAGGAGCUGAUUGACUAUCUGCGGACACAUUCUCACAGUGCCGUGUACGCCACGUCGCUGUCGCCACCUGUCGUGGAGCAGAUCAUCACCUCUAUGAAGUGCAUCAUGGGGCAGGAUGGCACCACCCUUGGCAAAGAAUGUAUACAGCAGUUAGCCGAAAACACCAGGUAUUUCAGGAGACGUCUAAAAGAGAUGGGCUUCAUCAUCUAUGGAAAUGAAGAUUCUCCAGUUGUGCCUCUGAUGCUCUACAUGCCGGCCAAAAUUGGCGCCUUUGGGCGGGAGAUGCUAAAGCGGAAUGUCGGUGUCGUUGUGGUAGGAUUUCCUGCUACCCCAAUCAUCGAGUCCAGAGCCAGGUUUUGCCUGUCGGCAGCUCAUACCAAAGAAAUACUUGAUACUGCUUUAAAGGAGAUAGAUGAAGUCGGGGACCUGUUGCAGCUGAAGUAUUCCCGUCAUCGGUUGGUACCCCUACUGGACAGGCCCUUUGAUGAGACUACAUAUGAAGAAACAGAAGACUGAGCCUUUUUGGUGCUCCCCUUGAGGGCCUCUCCCGCCCCCAGGACAGCGUGUGGCCUUUCUGAGCCAGUUCCAGGAACCACACUUCUGUGGCCGACUCACGUGCAAGACAUUUCCUCAACUACUGACGGUGGCCACCUCCACUCUAAAUGGCAUUUUGUAAAUAGAAACUGCUUCACAUCCUUCCUUUGCUACAGUUCACCGUUUAAAAAAGAGGUGACUCACUUUGCUUUUUUGUGCAUUAAAAAGUAUGUUUUAUUUUUUAACUACUCCACUUGUGACAUCACGCUGACCCUAGCCUGCCUCUGGCUAACCUCGAAGGCCUUUUUCCUCUCCCAGCCACUUCCCAGACAUGGGCGCAUUGAAAGGUCCUGCUGGCCCUGACUCUGUGGCCUCAAGACUCCGCUGGCCCUCCUCCCGGGGAGCAGGUGCCUUCCACUUACUUCCAGUCCAGGUCUCAGAGGUUGCCAGUCUUGGAAUCUUUCUUUAACCUGCCACAUAACCCAAGUGUUUUAAUGCGUCUUAAGUUUAUCCAUUUGAGAAAAACAGUAAAUGCUAAUCCUGCUGAAACUCCCCCUCAUUGUGUGACCCUCCCUGGCCAGGAGCCUCCAGGGAUGGGGCUUAGUCCAUUCUCUUCUGGUGACCAGAUGUUUCUUCGUAAUUGUCACCAUCUGAGGGCAUGUCCAAUUUCGGGAUUCUUCCCAAGCUAUAAUCCUACACUCCCACCUCUAUUUAAAACACUUAAAUUGUUUUAAAAGCACCCACAUCCCACCCCAGUCAGACGUCUGUGGUGAAGCUGACUUGCACCCCACUAUUCUGAGUACAAAGCUGCUCGAUAGAGUGACUUGUACUUCUCUGGGGUAAGAGGGCAGGGGCCGUGUGGAAGGAAUUGAUGGCUCCUUACAGUGUCUGUGGUUUAGUUCUUAUUACUUUCACAUUUUCAAAAUUGGGACAGCCCCUGCCUGGGUCUGGGUCCAGAUUAGGACUUAAACUGAUGAAAGAAAAUGUUGGUAAAUUCUCUGCUCAGAAAUCAUUUAUCAUGUUCCUAAUUUAAGGAUUAAACUUUUUAAUUUACUCUUUUCAGGAGAUGACCCAUUUAAAUAUCACUGUCUGUGUGCUGGUUCUCCUUCAUUCUUGAUGUUCUCACGCAGUUCUAACCUGGCAUUGGGGGUCUAGAGGCGCCAUCUCCUUCCGCUACCACCCCCCCCCUUUUCCCUUGAGAAAUCCCGAACGUGUUUUUCUGUGCUAAACUGGGAUCCUCUGUUUUGACUUUUCAUACCAGGUGAGGGGACUUCUUUCAGAGAGCUUUAUACUGUUCAACCAAAGAACACAUCUGAAAGUCACCAUUGGAAAAGUUCCCUUUAUUGCUUGUUUUCUGUUACGCUUAAGUGAAGAGAACUCUUGACUUUUUUCCUACCCAAGAUCAGCUUGUCUUUUAAUAGCCGUCAAAUAUCAUGGGGGGAGGGAUUGGAAACAAAAUGGAAAAACAUUGUGUGAAAGUUUUUGCACGUCAUAUUUUUUGAAAUUAUUCCUUUGAUUGGUAAAAACUCUCAGCCCAGAUUCUCCUAAGCAUCUCGUCAUCAGCUGUGGUAUGUUUGUGCAGGUACAUGUGGUGGAGGAUGUAAGCAAUGCUAUUAUUGUUUGUGAAGUUUUAUUUUCAUGUCUUUUUUUGCUUGUUAGGGCCGCAUCCAUGGCAUAUGGAAGUUCCCAGGCUAGGGGUCAAAGAAUCGGGGCUACAAGCUGCUGGCCUACACCGAGCCUUGUCUGUGACCUGCAUCACAGCUCACGGCAAAGCUGGAUCCUUAACCCGCUCAGUGAAGCCAGGGACUGAACCUGCAUCCUCAUGGAUACUAGUCAGGUUCCUUUCCACUGAGCCAUAACCGGAACUCCUGUUUUCAUGUCUUAAGUUACCUUUGGUCACUCUCAGCAUCUGAGAGCCUUAAGCCCUUGAAAUAUUCUAAGGUUUUAUUUUACCUUUGUAAAGAGUAGAAAAAGGUGAAUAAAAAAAAAAAACCAAGUACAGAUGCAGGGACUGUAUUUAGCAUGUACAAGUUGAAGUAAAAAAAGAUACCACUUGGUGGUAACUAAGUAAUUCGUCUUGUAAAAUAAAAUACAUUACUAACCUUUCCCGCAUAUCUAGGUCCUCACCAUAGACACCGUUAGAACACUAGAGAGCUUUUGCAUUGUAGCUGCUAUUUCAUGGUAGAGGGUCCAUGAAAAGUCAUAAACAUCAAGCAGUAAACUUACCAGCUAGUCCUUUCUUUUGGCUUGCAUGAAGUCACUGUAACUUAAAAUGUCAGUUAGUAUGGGCAUUGAAAAUAUAUGUGUGUAAAUAUAUAUAUAUGCACACAUGUAUGUGUGUGUGUGCAUAUAUAUAUAUAUCACUUUGCUUGUGCAGUUAGUUCUGGAUAAAUGCAGUUAAGUUACAGAUUUAUUUUGAAGCGUUAAAACUCCUGUGAUCUCUCCAGGACAUCUACUUUCUAGAGGACAAAACAUACACACUGGUUGUCUCUUCUUGAAACUGUAAUAUAAAUCUAGGGUCCAGUCAUAUCACAAGUAUCAUCUAACCAAGCACUUGGGGAAAUACAAGUGUAUAUAAAUACAGUCAUUGGGAAUGAGGAGACAUCUGGGAUAAAUAAGUCUUGUUUUAAGUACAUGGUUUAACACAACCUGCUUCAGGAAUCUGAUGGGAUUCAAACAGGUAUUAGCUAACCAUUACUACCAAGGAGGAUGAUCAGAGUUAGUUAAUAGAGGCGUGACUAAUCCUUCUCACUUUUCCUCAUUGCUCUUUUCAUUUAGCGUUGUCUUUACGUAUUUCAGGUUCAUCCAACCUCCUGCAGAUCACAUCAGAAACUAGGAAGUUUAACUAGGGGACAUCAAAAUCACACCCAAAGAAUGGAUCAAGUGGCAGUGGCCAGUUCUCCUCCCAUGUUGAUUUUAAAAGCUUUACCCUAGAAUAUGGCAUAAAUUCUAGAGCAAGUGAAUUUUGAAAGACAAUGUUCAGGGGCAGGGUCUUUGGAGCACUAAGCUUUUUGCUUUGCUUUGGGAAUUUCUUCCCUUUAAAAAACAUUCUCGUCUCUAGACCCUAGAGUACUGCUUGGUUGCUUUGACAAACAUUGGCAUCUUAGUCCUUUCAUCACGAUCUUAAACUUUCGUGAUAGGGUGAGGAUUUCAGGUGGUCAAACACGCUUCAUCCUCACGGAGUCAUGCAAGGUGAACAGAAAUACCUGACUCACCUACUAAGGGCUGAGUGUUUGCCUAAUGCCCUUUCAGAGGCAAAGGCCCUGUUUCUUCCCUCACAGCCCCCUUUCCAAAUUGAUGAGGAUCUCUGGCCCCUAGUCAUGCUGGUCAUGAAGGUUGAUUUCACACCAGUAAAAUAAAUCAGUGUAGCCCAAAGGGGUUAUGAAGGGAGAGUUAGAGCAAACAGUUGUUGAGCAGCUGUUUGCUUAAGCAGCCUCAGAACCUGUAGAUGUGCUGCUGCAACCUGCUUAACACGGAGGUUCCGUGUCCAGCAGGCUUCUGAAUCUGUUAAGCCUGAAUCAGAAUACCUUCCAUGUGAAGAAAGGCAUGUCCAUUCUCUCCUCAGCUUUAUCCACAUGAAAUGUAGUGUUCAGUUGCCAUGUGCCCAGAUAGCUACAAGGUAGAAGCCUGGCUUCCUGCCUCAUCGUACAGAAGAAAUGCCAAGACUAGCCAGUGACCCCUUUGCUUUUAAUUGUGUAGAACAUGCUGUUGCACCCCCUUUUGCUGUAGAUUAAAUCUUUUCUAGGGAGGAAACCAAAGGAGCUAGCUCGAGAACCUAAUGGAAAUGUUUACUCCAAUCUCUGCUGAGUCUGGAGGUAUCACAUUCCCAGUCAUCCUCGGGACUGGCCUGGUGGGGGCGCUGUGGGCAAAGUCUUGUUUACUACAUAAUGCACAUGAUAAAUGGCCUUAUAAACUGAUUCUUUGUGGUAUGAUGACUUAUAAUAAACUGACCCUAAAGAA
Messenger RNA from Sus scrofa (pig), 5766 nucleotides. RefSeq names its product serine palmitoyltransferase long chain base subunit 2 (gene SPTLC2). Lineage: Eukaryota; Metazoa; Chordata; Mammalia; Artiodactyla; Suidae. Gene Ontology annotation, cellular component: serine palmitoyltransferase complex. Gene Ontology annotation, molecular function: pyridoxal phosphate binding; serine C-palmitoyltransferase activity. The record is from RefSeq and is a predicted model, not a curated record. Gene Ontology annotation, biological process: ceramide biosynthetic process; sphingosine biosynthetic process.